GAAACUAUCUGCGAGUGCCGCCGAAUGCGGUACUCGCGCGUAUAUGCGCCAGAGCCAUACGGGCUCGGGCUGAAUCACUACAAUGAUGACACAUCAAAUGCUUUUUUAGGAUUGGAUUGGAAUUGGAUGAACCAUAUUUCUACUUUGAGGGUAAAAUGGCCAUAAUAAGAUCUAGUGUGUGGUCUUGGGGCUAUGUCAUUGUUGUGAGCAAAUUCGUGGUAGUUUUUAUUGACACUGGCCUGGCGAAAUCUUUCGGUGUUCUGAUUCCUACAAUGGUUGAGCGUCUGGAGUCAGAUUAUGCCACGAUCGGAUAUAUAUGUAGCUCGCCUGCAACGCUUAUGUACCUCUUAUGUCCAAUUGUAACACUCGUUCUGCGGAAGAUCAACCAUCGUUUUGUCGCUAUGUUAGGCGGAGUGUUGUGUGGAUCAUUUAUUAUUGCAAGCGCUUUCUUCAACAACACAGUUACUGUAGGAGUCUGUUUCGCUGUAUCAGGUGCUGGCUUGUCAAUGACUUACAUGCCCACACUCAUUGCACUGAAUGAUUUCUUCCGGGAAAAAUUCGUUUUGGUGAACACAUUCACGUUAUAUGGCUACACUGCCGGAUCCAUGCUGCUCCCUAUUGUAACGGAAAGGUCCUUUGAAGCAUAUGGCUAUGCAGGGGCGUUUAUUAUCCUUGGUGGUAUCGCUCUGAACCUUGUCGCCUGCGGUGCAGCGAUACGCAAGUCAUCAAGAAACGUAGCUACGAAUGAAGGCGAAAUUCAUGAUGAAGUGAAGGAGAAACGAAAGUGCCAUUCUAAAAAGGAAUUAUUGGAGAUAAAGGAAGACAGGAUUUAUAAACAGGAGGAGGAUGAGGAUGAGAAAGGGGAUGAACGAGAGGAGGAGGAGGAGGAGGAGGAGGAGGAGGAAGAGGAUAGUGGAGAGUGCAUUUCGGAGCAAAGAGGUUUGAUUCAAACCGAUAGCCGUUGCAAAAGUAAGCAUGAGACAUCAGCGAAUGCACCCUCAUCCUGGACCACACCCUUCUUUCAGACCUGUAACGGGUCUUGCGGACUCCUAAACGAACCUCUCUUUCUCUUCUCCUUGCCUAUUGCUUUCUUGCAAUAUUACAGCAUUUAUGCAUGGAUGCUUUUUCUGGUCCCCCACGCUGAACACCUUGGCAUCCCUCCUUCCAAAGCAAUCUUCCUCUCCACAAUCGGCGGUUUAGGUGGCUUCAUCGGUCGAACCAUUUUUAUUAUCCUCGUCCGCAAAGGGAUCAACGUCUAUGUUAUCUACAUCGCCUUAAGUCUCAUAUGCACGAUAUCCUUUCUGUUAGACUUUAUCAGUUCUGCCUACGAGGUGCUAGCUACCUUAGCAUUUGUCCAAGGGUUCUCCUUUUUCGUCGAGGAUAACAUACCGACCAGUUUAUUCAAGGAUGCAGUCUUUGACGAGACAAAUGCUGACAUGGCCAUAGCUCUCAGUGUUUUUACGGGAGGACUAGGGGCGACAUGUGCUGGGACAUUCACAGGUUAUCUGUUUGAUGUCACCCAGUCGUUCACGAAGGUUUUCGUCAUCGGCGGCUUCAUCAGGGCCGUCAUGGUCGUCCAUCUCUUCAUCGUAGCGAUCCUCAUCAAGAGACGACGGAUGAGAAAUGAGCUUUUAGUUUGAACACAAGGGCGAUUUAGGGGAGGGGGUAAAACAUCCCCACUACCUCUGUUUUGGGAACCUAAGAUGAGGUGCGUACGCAGGGGGAGGGGGGGGGGGAGGAGUUGACCCCCCUUUUUUUUUUUAUGUGUGUGUUUUGGAGGACCCCCCCCUUUUUUUUAUAAAAAAGAAAAAUUGUGGUAAUGGGUUACCCAAAAAAGCUGAAGAAACGAAAUACCGAUCGGCCAAAUUUGUGUAGAACAGAUGAAUAUGAAUGUGACACCUGUUUUACUCAUGUUUACAUAAUAGCAGUGAAGAGAUGUUCCUUUGUCUACCACAACAACUGUUGAGGGUAGAAUGAGGAACUGUAUAUUUUGUCCACUUUCUUUGUCCGUCAUGUUCAUCGUGUUACCCCCUUUUAAUUUUCAUUUCCUGUAACCAAAUCAUUUUGCAUUACAGUGACCAAAAACAUUGUAAACAGUAUUUUAAUGCUCAUUUUUGUUAUAACAUUACAUUUAUUAUUAUCUGUCAUUGUUUAUAUUAUGUGAAAAGAAAUGAAAAAUAAAUUCGCUCUGUGUAGAGCU
Strongylocentrotus purpuratus (purple sea urchin) is the source of this 2200-nucleotide messenger RNA. Its product is annotated as monocarboxylate transporter 7. Bases 156 to 1640 code for a protein of 494 amino acids. The transcript is spliced from 4 exons. Gene Ontology annotation, biological process: transmembrane transport. The record is from RefSeq and is a predicted model, not a curated record. NCBI's taxonomy places the organism in Eukaryota, Metazoa, Echinodermata, Echinoidea, Camarodonta, Strongylocentrotidae. Gene Ontology annotation, molecular function: monocarboxylic acid transmembrane transporter activity.